CAUACAUCUCGCCCUCCGGAUGACUCUCUGCACAGACAGAGAGUGCAAGAGUGUGAGAAAGAGCGAGGAAGGUCCAAGGCCAACAAGCAGCGAUGGCCGCGCAGUCGGCGUCGACGGCGGUCCCGCUCGACACGCCGCUCACGCGCGACUUUCCCCCCACCGCUCACCUCCCACGGGCAGACCUCGAGCAGCUGCUGUAUGGCGAUUCAAACGAGCGCGAUCAUCUCGGUGCUGCUGCUGUAGAUGCAGCUAUCUCGGCUCAGGCAGACCCGCUCGCGCCGCCGCCGCCGCUGCAGCAGCAGAACGCCUACUUUGAAGCUUUUGUGCAUACGCUGCCAAGUGUGCAGCGCACGAUCGCAGAGCACGAUGCACUGCUAGAGAGCAUCGAGGACAAGGCUCGCCGAAAUGCCGAGCUGAAGCCGCGUCUGGAAGCGCUGCGACGCGAGACGCAGCAGUGCUUUCAACAAGCGCAGGCCCUCGAUGCACAGUGGCUACCGCUCAAUGCUACCCUCGAAGAGAUGUACAAGCGCUUUUCCCCCGCCUCACUACACGCGCAGCUGACGCAGGGAACCUCCAAGCUGCACGACGCCUCGGAAGCACUCGCGAAUGCAUAUGUCGAGAACCUCCCCUCGCUCGCCAGCGGCUUCGUCACACCUGACGAACCGGGCUCACUCCCCAUCUCGUCCUCACCGAACCCUGACCCAGACACGCAGUUUGUGCGCAAGUUCCGAGAGCUCAGGACCCGCUACCAUCGCCGUGCGUUGCUGGCCGAACGCUGGUCGAAGGGCACUGUCGCCUGGCGGGACGAGUGA
Molecule: messenger RNA, 812 nt
Organism: Tilletiaria anomala UBC 951
Lineage: Eukaryota; Fungi; Basidiomycota; Exobasidiomycetes; Georgefischeriales; Tilletiariaceae
Exons: 4
Coding region: 93-812 (239 amino acids)
Biological process (GO): protein targeting to vacuole; ubiquitin-dependent protein catabolic process via the multivesicular body sorting pathway; protein targeting to membrane
Cellular component (GO): ESCRT I complex
Source: RefSeq, a predicted model, not a curated record